Messenger RNA from Pollicipes pollicipes, 658 nucleotides. RefSeq names its product protein NipSnap homolog 3A. The coding region runs from base 131 to 658 and encodes 175 amino acids. NCBI's taxonomy places the organism in Eukaryota, Metazoa, Arthropoda, Thecostraca, Pollicipedomorpha, Pollicipedidae. Gene Ontology annotation, cellular component: mitochondrion. The record is from RefSeq and is a predicted model, not a curated record. The transcript is spliced from 6 exons.
CGUUCGAUUCGUGCGCUGUGUCGUGGAGUCUCCACUAAUUUUGUGUGUGCAUUAAGAAAGCGCUGACAACGUUGUUUUGUAAAUUACUUUUCUCUUUUCCUUUUGUGCCUUUGCUUCACUGAGGGGCAUUAUGAGCGCUGGUCGGAUCGCCUCUCGCCUGUACGAGCUGCGGACCUACAGUCUGCGGAUGGACCAGAUGCGCCACUUUCUGGCCGGCACCGAGACGCUGUUCCACCUCCGCACCCAGCACUCGCCGCUGAUCGGCUACUGGACCGCCGAGCUGGGCGGCCUCAACCAGGUGGUGCACGUCUGGGAAUACGAUGACCUGUCCCACCGGGCGACGGUGCGUGGCAAGCUGGCCGCCGACGAGGAGUGGACACAAAAAUACGUGACGCCUGUCCUGAGCCCGGCCCUCGUGGCGCAAGACAACUUCCUCAUGCGUCCGCUGGAUGGCACCACCGUCAGUAUGCCGACUGAUACUGGCGUAACGGAGCUACAGCAGCUGGAGCUGCGCGGCCCGACCACGUUUAGUGCCAGAUCCCAGAGCAUCAUGCAUGCCAGCCAUCCUUCAGAGGACUUCGACCAGCAGCUCAUGGAGCACGUGCGAACGGGCCACAGCAAGCUGCUGCUGCCGCUCAAGGUGUCGCCGAUCCAGUGA